Messenger RNA from Penicillium canariense, 621 nucleotides. Its product is annotated as thioredoxin peroxidase DOT5. The coding region runs from base 1 to 621 and encodes 206 amino acids. NCBI's taxonomy places the organism in Eukaryota, Fungi, Ascomycota, Eurotiomycetes, Eurotiales, Aspergillaceae. Gene Ontology annotation, cellular component: cytoplasm. Gene Ontology annotation, biological process: cell redox homeostasis; cellular response to oxidative stress. Gene Ontology annotation, molecular function: thioredoxin peroxidase activity. The transcript is spliced from 2 exons. The record is from RefSeq and is a predicted model, not a curated record.
AUGGUUGAACUUCGCAAGCGCAAAGCUCCCGCCCCGCCCCCUGUGGCCGAGAAGAAGAGAAAGCCGGCCCCCAAAUCCAAAGCUACCGAAACCGUGGAGGCAGCUCCGGCGCCGGCAGUGCCUCAGGUGGGCGAGACCAUCGAUCUCGAGGACUUCGGUGGUGAAAUUGAGACCAAUGAUGGCACGAAGACGACUCUGAAAAAGCUGGUCGAGGAGAGCACAUCUGGCGUGGUUCUAUUCACCUACCCUAAGGCCUCAACCCCUGGCUGCACCAAACAAGUCUGCUUGUUCCGCGACAACUACACGCAUUUGACAUCAACGGGACUGUCCAUCUUUGGUCUGUCGGCCGAUUCGACCAAGGCCAACACUACCUUCAAGAUGAAACAGAAACUGUCCUACCCCCUUCUUUGCAACCCCAGUGCAACUCUGAUUGGUGCUAUUGGACUCAAAAAGGUCCCCAAGGGAACCAUCCGCGGCGUAUUCGCCGUAGACAAGAAGGGCACGGUGUUGCUUCGAGAGGCUGGUGGUCCGGAUGCAACUGCGGACGCGGUCCAGAAGCUUGUGGCGCAGGGAUUGAUCAAGGAGAAAUCCCAGGACGCAGACAGUAGUGAGUCCAAGUAG